Messenger RNA from Candidozyma auris, 3816 nucleotides. Its product is annotated as RSC chromatin remodeling complex ATPase subunit STH1. Bases 1 to 3816 code for a protein of 1271 amino acids. Gene Ontology annotation, biological process: positive regulation of transcription by RNA polymerase II. Gene Ontology annotation, molecular function: ATP binding; ATP-dependent chromatin remodeler activity; DNA binding. Gene Ontology annotation, cellular component: nucleus. The record is from RefSeq and is a predicted model, not a curated record. NCBI's taxonomy places the organism in Eukaryota, Fungi, Ascomycota, Pichiomycetes, Serinales, Metschnikowiaceae. The transcript has a single exon.
AUGAGUGCCACUUUGUUUGAGGACCAGGGAUUCAAAGCUUCAAACGGGGGCUUCCAAGAAGACACUUUAUUAAAAAAUGAUGACUACACUGAAAAGUCUAUGGAGGAGUCUAUCAAUAUUCCAAGGUCUACACAAGAGUUGAAUGAUUUGCUUUCCCGCUAUCAACAGCUUCUCCAGUUCUCGCAUGACGCUAGGGAGAAACACCAGGCGUAUGCAAAACUAGCAGAACUGCUGCAGCAGCAUGAUAUUGAUGAUUUCGAUGCCGCUAACUUUGCAGAUCCUUACGAGAAGGACAUCCUUGCAAUUGAGAAAUGCCUACAGCAAAUAAGUGCCGAAUGUGAAAGGAUCUCCGACGAAGAAGAUAAGCUUCAUAAAGAACUUAUGCUGUCACUUAAAGGAGUUUCAAAUGAUGACCAAAUAGAUUUUGACUUGUUAUCAAAGCAACUUGCAAGUCUUCACGUGCUUCUGAAGAAUCUCGAUUUACCUCAAGCACUUCAAACCGUUCUCGAUGUGCAAGACGUUGAAUCAGAAAACCGCGCUUUCGAUACAGAAAUGCUAGCUCAGGAAAUCAUUGAGCACUUUUUUAAAGUGUCACUGCUGGACGAACUUGAAACAUUUCCUGAUCGCAUGAAAUCUCUUGGUCUUAUUCCAACACCAUCUGAUUCUCUGUCAGCUUCCAUUGGUGCUUUCUCCCAAGAGAAUUCUAUUGGACACAAAGUGGCCUGCAGAAUUCACGAUUUAGAGAAUCUACCAGUCAAUUUAGGUACACUAGAAGCUCAUACUUGCCAAAGCACCGAAGAAAUCCAUGAUGACUUGAAGAUUCGCGCCUUGAUUGAAUUAAAGGCUCUUCUGUUGAUGGCUAUCCAGAAAAAAUUUAAGAAUGCCAUUUUUAGGAAGAUGUCAUUAACUGCUCACUAUGACUCUCCUGUUUUAAAAAAUAAUACACUUGUUUUGCAAGGAAGACGCGGAUUCUAUAUCAGAGAAAAAAUCGAACAACCGAAUCCAGAACUAUUGGCUCUGCAGCUAGAAACCACGUUCAAGUUGGAGGCCGAUGCGAAGAGGCAUAAACUUCAAGUCGACAAGAUCAACCGAAUUUUAGACAAUACGAAGGUUGCUAAUGAACUUAAGAUAAACCGAAUCAACAAGAAGUUGGUUUUGGCAAGGUUCAUCAACAACUUGCACAACACUACUGAAAAAGAAGAAUCAAAAAAAAUGGAAAAAACAGCAAAGCAACGUUUGCAAGCGUUGAAGGCAAACGAUGAGGAGGCAUACAUCAAGCUAUUAGACCAAACUAAGGACCAUAGAAUUACCCACUUAUUGAAACAGACCAACAGCUUUUUGGACUCCCUCGCCAAGGCUGUCAAGGUUCAGCAGGCGGAACAGGAUGAAGCAGAUGUAGUUGCUGAAGAUACUGUUGAUGAGUUGCGUGAGAAAAUUGAUUACUAUCAAGUUGCUCAUCGCAUAAAGGAGGAUGUCAGGGUUCAACCUUCGAUUUUAGUCGGCGGAACAUUAAAGGAAUAUCAGAUCAAGGGCUUGCAAUGGAUGGUUUCGUUGUACAACAACAAAUUAAAUGGCAUUCUUGCUGACGAAAUGGGUUUAGGUAAAACCAUUCAGUCUAUCUCGCUUAUUACGUAUCUCAUAGAAAAGAAGGGCGAAGAUAAGUUUUUGGUCAUCGUGCCAUUAUCUACAAUAACCAACUGGGCACUAGAGUUUGAAAAGUGGGCACCUUCGGUCAAGGUUAUCGUUUUUAAAGGAUCUCCGCAGCAAAGAAAAGAGUUGCUGUUUGACAUCAGAAUGGGUAACUUUCAGGUCAUCUUAACAACCUAUGAAUAUAUCAUAAAAGAGAGGCCAAUGUUAUCACGAUUCCACUAUUCGCACAUGAUCAUUGAUGAGGGCCACAGAAUGAAAAAUGCUCAGUCAAAAUUAUCGCUCACUUUGAAACAGUACUACAGGACAAAAAAUCGACUCAUUCUUACAGGUACUCCAUUGCAGAAUAAUCUUCCUGAGUUAUGGGCAUUGCUCAAUUUCGUUCUACCCAAAAUUUUCAACUCGGUCAAAUCUUUUGACGAAUGGUUUAACACCCCCUUUGCUAAUACUGGGUCUCAGGAGAAGAUCGAGCUCACCGAAGAAGAGAGUUUAUUGGUCAUUCGCAGGUUGCACAAAGUAUUAAGACCAUUUUUAUUGAGAAGAUUGAAAAAAGAUGUUGAAAAAGAUUUACCUGACAAAGUGGAAAAGGUAUUGAAAUGUAACUUGUCUGGCUUGCAACAUAUACUUUACCAACAGAUGGUCAAGCAUAACGCUCUAUUCGUGGGAUCCCAAACCACUGGAACCAACAAUAAGUCUGGUAUCAAAGGUUUGAAUAAUCAGGUCAUGCAGUUGAGAAAAAUUUGUAACCAUCCCUUCGUAUUCGAGGAGGUAGAAGAUGUUUUGAACUCGUCUCGUCUUACAAAUGAUUUAUUAUGGAGAACGUCUGGUAAGUUCGAAUUAUUGGACAGAGUUUUACCAAAAUUCAAAGCCAGUGGCCAUAAGGUCUUGAUUUUCUUCCAGAUGACUUCGGUGAUGAAUAUUUUUGAAGACUUCUUACGUCUCAAAGAUAUGCGUUACUUGAGAUUGGAUGGUGCCACCAAAGCGGAAGACAGACAGGAUAUGUUGAAAGCAUUCAAUAAGCCUGACUCGGACUAUUUCUGUUUUCUCUUGUCGACUAGGGCUGGUGGAUUAGGUUUGAAUUUGCAGAGUGCUGAUACAGUGAUUAUUUUCGACACUGAUUGGAACCCACACCAGGAUUUGCAAGCCCAAGACCGAGCUCACAGAAUUGGGCAGAAAAAUGAAGUCCGUAUUCUUCGUUUGAUUUCAAAUGACUCGAUUGAGGAAUUCAUUCUUGAAAGAGCCCAUCAAAAAUUGGAUAUUGACGGUAAGGUUAUUCAAGCAGGUAAGUUCGAUAACAAGUCGACAGCUGAGGAGCAGGAAGAAUUUUUGAGGCGUUUGCUCGAUGCUGAGCAAGGUGACAAGGAGAAUGAAGAGAAUGAUUCCUUAAAUGACGACGAAUUGAAUGAUGUUUUGGCCCGAAGUGAAGAUGAAAAAAUCUUGUUCACAAAGAUGGACGCCGAAAGGAUUGCCAGAGAGAAAAUGGAGGCACGACUGGGUGGUUUUACCAAUCGAUUGAUUACAAAGGAGGAGCUUCCUGAAGUGUUCAAAGAGGACAUUUCACAUCACUUCGAUAAGGAUACUAAGGAGUUAUCUCGAAUGCGUGAAAAGAAGAAGGUAAAGUACGAUGAUGGUUUGACUGAGGAACAAUGGCUCAUGGCAAUGGAUGAUGACAAUGACACCGUUGAAGAUGCCAUACGUCGAAAGGAGGAGAAGCGAGCCCGCAGAAAGAGGAAAGCUUCUCGUGUGGGGCUGGAAGAUGCCGAGGACAUCAACGACUUUGAGGACGAGUCAGAGGGUGAAAGGAAGCGCCUGCGUCAGGAUGGGUUGCCAAGCGAAGCACAGAAUGGCGAUGAUGGGCUUUCUUCAAAAUGUUUAUCUGUUCUUGACCACAUUCAAAAUAUGGAAUCUGAACGUGACGGACACGCAGUGGCAGAAAUUUUCAUGAAGCUACCUUCCAAAAAACUCUACGCUGAUUAUUACAAGGUGAUAAAGAAACCAACUGCAAUAAGCCAAAUUCGAAAGCGUGUUUCGCAGGAUAGAUAUGAUACAUUCGAGGCGUUUUUGGAUGAACUCAAACUCAUGUGUUCCAACGCAAAAGUUUAUAAUGAAGAAGGCUCUUGGGUGUACCAGGACGCGGAAGAGAUAGAGUCUUUCAUAGAAGGGCUCUAA